Drosophila takahashii is the source of this 4631-nucleotide messenger RNA. RefSeq names its product ATPase sarcoplasmic/endoplasmic reticulum Ca2+ transporting SERCA (gene SERCA). Gene Ontology annotation, biological process: intracellular calcium ion homeostasis; calcium ion transmembrane transport. Gene Ontology annotation, cellular component: membrane. The record is from RefSeq and is a predicted model, not a curated record. Gene Ontology annotation, molecular function: ATP binding; ATP hydrolysis activity; P-type calcium transporter activity. NCBI's taxonomy places the organism in Eukaryota, Metazoa, Arthropoda, Insecta, Diptera, Drosophilidae.
UCGGGACUUAGUGCAAUAGUUAUCAGCACACAUAUUUAGAAAAAAGCGCCAUGGGUUAUAAUAUAUAGAGAAUCGGUGGAAAAAAGUACUUAACACACGCAGCGCGUCGUUUAGCGAGGUUAACAGAGGAUUGAGCACCCAGAUUCUCGGAUCGAGAUCCCCAAUCGAAAGCGACAGGCCCGCAGAACUCGAAACGAAACUGCGACUGUUUUUGCGAAGUGACACGUGUGUGAAUCUCAUUUGGCCAGGGCUACUGAACGAAGAGGAUAACGAAUCAAGAUGGAAGACGGUCACUCGAAAACCGUCGAACAGUCCCUUAACUUCUUCGGAACGGACGCAGAGCGCGGCUUAACCCUCGACCAGAUCAAGACGAACCAGAAGAAAUAUGGACCCAACGAGUUGCCGACCGAGGAAGGAAAGAGCAUCUGGCAGCUGGUCUUGGAGCAGUUCGACGAUCUGCUGGUGAAGAUUCUGCUGUUGGCAGCCAUCAUCUCAUUUGUUCUCGCCCUGUUUGAGGAACACGAGGAAACGUUCACUGCAUUUGUAGAGCCCCUAGUUAUUUUACUCAUCCUGAUAGCCAACGCCGUGGUGGGAGUAUGGCAGGAGCGCAACGCCGAGUCGGCCAUCGAGGCCCUCAAGGAGUACGAGCCCGAGAUGGGCAAGGUGGUGCGCCAGGACAAGUCCGGCAUCCAGAAGGUGCGCGCGAAAGAGAUCGUGCCCGGCGAUCUGGUUGAGGUGUCCGUCGGCGACAAGAUCCCCGCCGAUAUCCGCAUCACCCACAUCUACUCGACCACCCUCAGGAUCGAUCAGUCCAUCCUCACCGGCGAGUCGGUCUCCGUGAUCAAGCACACCGACGCCAUCCCCGAUCCCCGCGCCGUCAACCAGGACAAGAAGAACAUCCUCUUCUCCGGCACCAACGUGGCCGCCGGCAAGGCUCGCGGCGUCGUCAUCGGCACUGGCCUGAGCACCGCCAUCGGCAAGAUCCGUACCGAGAUGUCCGAGACCGAGGAGAUCAAGACGCCCCUGCAGCAGAAGCUCGACGAGUUCGGCGAGCAGCUGUCCAAGGUCAUCUCCGUCAUUUGCGUGGCCGUCUGGGCCAUCAACAUUGGCCACUUCAACGACCCCGCCCACGGUGGCUCCUGGAUCAAGGGUGCCAUCUACUACUUCAAGAUCGCCGUCGCCCUGGCCGUCGCCGCCAUCCCCGAGGGUCUGCCCGCUGUGAUCACCACCUGUCUGGCUCUGGGCACCCGCCGCAUGGCCAAGAAGAACGCCAUCGUCCGCUCCCUGCCCUCCGUGGAGACCCUGGGCUGCACCUCGGUCAUCUGCUCCGACAAGACCGGCACACUGACCACCAACCAGAUGUCCGUCUCGCGCAUGUUCAUCUUCGACAAGGUCGAGGGCAACGACAGCAGCUUCUUGGAGUUCGAGCUGACCGGCUCCACCUACGAGCCCAUCGGCGAGACCUUCCUGGGCGGCCAGCGCGUCAAGGCCGCCGACUACGACACCCUGCAGGAGCUGUCCACCAUCUGCAUCAUGUGCAACGACUCGGCCAUCGAUUACAAUGAGUUCAAGCAGGCCUUCGAGAAGGUCGGCGAGGCCACCGAGACCGCCCUGAUUGUCCUGGCCGAGAAGCUGAACAGCUUCAGCGUCAACAAGUCCGGUUUGGACCGUCGCUCCGCUGCCAUCGCCUGCCGCGGCGAGAUCGAGACCAAGUGGAAGAAGGAGUUCACCCUGGAGUUCUCCCGCGAUCGCAAGUCCAUGUCCUCGUACUGCACCCCCCUGAAGGCCUCCCGCCUGGGCACCGGCCCCAAGCUGUUCGUGAAGGGCGCCCCCGAGGGUGUCCUCGAGCGCUGCACACACGCCCGCGUCGGCACCUCCAAGGUUCCCCUGACCUCGGCCCUGAAGGCCAAGAUCCUCGCCCUGACCGGCCAGUACGGCACUGGACGCGACACCCUGCGCUGCCUGGCCCUGGCCGUUGCCGAUAGCCCCAUGAAGCCCGACGAGAUGGAUCUCGGCGACUCCACCAAGUUCUACCAGUACGAGGUCAACCUAACCUUCGUCGGUGUCGUCGGCAUGCUGGAUCCCCCACGUAAGGAAGUUUUCGAUUCCAUUGUGCGCUGCCGUGCCGCCGGUAUUCGCGUUAUUGUGAUCACCGGCGACAACAAGGCCACUGCCGAGGCCAUCUGCCGCAGGAUCGGUGUGUUCACCGAGGACGAGGACACCACUGGCAAGUCCUACUCCGGUCGCGAAUUCGACGACCUCUCCCCCACCGAACAGAAGGCUGCCGUCGCCCGUUCCCGCCUCUUCUCGCGCGUGGAGCCCCAGCACAAGUCCAAGAUUGUCGAGUUCCUGCAGGGCAUGAACGAGAUCUCCGCCAUGACUGGUGAUGGUGUGAACGACGCCCCCGCUUUGAAGAAGGCCGAGAUCGGUAUUGCCAUGGGCUCCGGUACCGCUGUCGCCAAGUCUGCCGCCGAAAUGGUCUUGGCCGACGACAACUUCUCCUCCAUCGUGUCCGCCGUUGAAGAAGGUCGCGCUAUUUACAACAACAUGAAGCAGUUCAUCCGCUACCUCAUCUCCUCGAACAUCGGUGAGGUCGUCUCCAUCUUCCUUACUGCUGCCCUCGGUCUUCCCGAGGCCCUGAUUCCCGUCCAGCUGCUCUGGGUCAACCUGGUUACUGAUGGUCUCCCAGCCACCGCUCUUGGCUUCAACCCCCCUGAUCUGGACAUCAUGGAGAAGCCCCCCAGGAAGGCCGAUGAGGGUCUCAUUUCCGGAUGGUUGUUCUUCCGUUACAUGGCUAUUGGAUUCUAUGUCGGCGCUGCCACCGUCGGUGCCGCCGCCUGGUGGUUCGUCUUCUCCGACGAGGGACCCAAACUGAGCUACUGGCAGCUGACCCACCAUCUGGCCUGCUUGGGCGGUGGUGACGAGUUCAAGGGCGUUGACUGCAAGAUCUUCAGCGACCCCCAUGCGAUGACCAUGGCUCUGUCCGUGCUGGUGACAAUCGAAAUGUUGAACGCAAUGAACAGCUUGUCUGAGAAUCAGUCGCUGAUUACCAUGCCUCCAUGGUGCAACCUGUGGCUGAUUGGAUCAAUGGCACUCUCCUUCACUCUUCACUUUGUUAUUCUUUACGUCGAUGUCCUCUCCACCGUCUUCCAAGUGACACCGUUGUCUGCUGAGGAAUGGAUAACUGUGAUGAAAUUCUCAAUUCCUGUAGUUUUAUUAGAUGAGACAUUGAAGUUUGUUGCUAGAAAAAUCGCAGAUGGUGAGAGUCCUAUAUAUAAGAUGCAUGGGAUUGUGUUAAUGUGGGCUGUCUUCUUUGGCCUGCUGUACGCUAUGAUGCUUUAAGAAUAUAAUUAUAAUCCAUAAGCCCAACUUCAUUAUUCUAAUUUCUAGUAUAAAAUGUUACUAAAUAUAAACAGAAACAAGAGAAACCCACAAUUAUAUACAUCUAACGUAACGACUUUAAUAACCCACAUGAAGUUUGUUCCCAAAUACUACUGAUACUGAUUUUCAAACCACCCCCGGUGUCACGGAAUUGACUGGUGACACCGAAAGAUGGGCCGACUGACUCGCUCCCUGGCUUUUGGCUUUGAACAAACAGCGUUAAAUGAUCAAUAUUUUCUAUGAGCUAACGAUUUGUCUAACACGCGUAUACCCUAAAUAUAUAUUUGUGUUUGUAUAUUAUUAAAUUUAGCAGGAUUGCUUUUUGUACAUACAAUGCUAUAUAUACAUAAGAGAGUUCCACACCGGUAUAUUCAAUUACAUUAGUUAGUUUUCGUCAUAUAAUUUUCACUGGGUUGCCAAAAAGAAAGUUUUAGGAAAUUUUGAAAUCUCUGGAAAUGAGAUGGCUGUUUGUAUUAAACCAAACUUACUUAACUUCACCAUUUCGUCUCUGUGUUUAGUAACUGAAAUACUAAAGUGUAGGCUUAAUCAUGCAGAAGAACAAAACAUUAUAACUGAUGAACGUUCAUGAACAAUUUUUGUUUAAUCCGUUUAAGUAGAACCAAAAACCUUUCCAAAUCGAAUCUGAUUGUAUGUUGAUGUUUAAAAAGAUUCCAAUCCUAAGCGUCCUAAUGUUUUUUAAGAGUAGUAUUUUGAACUUGGUUUGUCUAACGUAAUUGAAUUGCUUAUAUUUAUACAACCUACUCGCACCGAAUAAAAAUAUUGGUUCAUUCAUUCCAUAAUUGUAAGAAUUAUUUUGAGCACAAGAUAUUAAGUAAAUAAUGACUCGGUACACAGUUAACUCCCAAAAAUCUGGGCGCGGCAACAUCGCCUCGGUGUCCGUUUCCAUUUGUAUUGUAUUGUAUGUACAUAUAUGAGCAAAUGAUUAGGAACAGGGUCUCUGGCGAUCGUACAUAAUGCAUAUAGGCAUCAUCGCAUCUAUCUGAAAGAAGUUUGCGCGGUGCAGCAACCGUAUUGAAAAUGUUUGAGGGAUUUAUUGAAAGCAAAUUGUGUAAUUUAUGUCAGCCUCAGUUGUAAGGAAUUAAGUAAUCCUUCUAGCAUUUUUAUAGAAUACCUAUUUAAAUUAACAUUAUACAUAAUUUACUCUGUUAUACAAUUAGAGACGCUGUGAAUUGAUUAAACAAAAAUUACCUACACCUAACAUUAAAGAAAUAAAUUAUGCAGAACUAAAA